This is a messenger RNA of Saimiri boliviensis boliviensis (Bolivian squirrel monkey), 2347 nucleotides long. It is a transcript of the gene TXNRD3, whose product is annotated as thioredoxin reductase 3. Gene Ontology annotation, cellular component: mitochondrion; cytosol. Gene Ontology annotation, molecular function: flavin adenine dinucleotide binding; thioredoxin-disulfide reductase (NADPH) activity; glutathione-disulfide reductase (NADPH) activity. The record is from RefSeq and is a predicted model, not a curated record. NCBI's taxonomy places the organism in Eukaryota, Metazoa, Chordata, Mammalia, Primates, Cebidae. Gene Ontology annotation, biological process: cellular response to oxidative stress; glutathione metabolic process; cell redox homeostasis.
UCCCGCGCGUGUGGAGCGUGGGCAGCAGGGGCGGCCGUUCGCCACACCUCCGCCCGGGGCCAGGAGCCGCCGCCUUCUGCGUUUCGGUUUGUGAGCGGACCCGGCCAGGCCGGGAGCGAGAGCGAAACCCUGGAGCAGUCGCCGCGGCCGCCGCCGAAGUCGCCGAAGUCGCCGGGGCGAGGAAAGGCAGGCGAUGCCCCCAACCGCCGACCGGGCCACGUCCGCGGCGCGCGCAUGGCGUCGCCGCCCGGGCGCCGCGCACGCCUGGGGUCCCCCGGGCCCGGCAGCUCUUCCGAGGCCCGCGAGGAGCUGCGCCGCCGCCUGCUGGGCCUCAUCGAGCGCAGCCGGGUGGUGAUCUUCAGCAAGAGCUACUGUCCCCACAGCACGCGGGUGAAAGAACUCUUUUCUUCUUUGGGAACUGAAUGUUAUGUCUUGGAACUUGAUCAAGUUGAUGAUGGGGCCAAGAUUCAAGAAGUGCUGUUAGAAAUCACUAAUCAGAAAACCGUGCCCAAUAUUUUUGUGAAUAAAGUGCAUGUUGGUGGAUGUGACCAAACUUUCCAGGCAUAUCAGAGUGGUUUGUUGCAAAAGCUCCUUCACGAAGAUUCGGCAUAUGAUUAUGAUCUGAUCGUCAUCGGUGGUGGUUCUGGUGGCCUUUCGUGUGCAAAGGAAGCUGCCAUUUUGGGAAAGAAAGUUAUGGUUCUAGACUUUGUUGUCCCGUCACCUCAGGGCACGUGCUGGGGUCUUGGUGGCACUUGUGUAAAUGUAGGUUGUAUUCCUAAGAAAUUGAUGCAUCAGGCUGCCCUUUUGGGGCAGGCAUUACAUGACUCAAGGAAGUUUGGCUGGGAGUAUAAUCAACAAGUGAAGCACAACUGGGAGACGAUGACAAAAGCAAUUCAGAACCACAUCCGCUCUCUAAACUUUGGCUACGGGUUGUCUUUGAGGGAAAAGGCUGUGGCCUAUGUCAAUUCCUAUGGAGAAUUUGUUGAACAUCACAAAAUAAAGGCAACCAAUAAAAAUGGACAGGAAACUUAUUAUACUGCUGCACAGUUUGUCAUAGCAACGGGUGAAAGGCCGCGGUAUUUAGGAAUCCAAGGAGAUAAAGAAUACUGUAUUACCAGUGAUGACCUUUUUUCUCUGCCUUAUUGCCCUGGCAAAACGUUAGUGGUAGGUGCCUCUUACGUCGCCCUGGAGUGUGCAGGGUUUCUGGCUGGCUUUGGCCUGGAUGUCACAGUUAUGGUACGCUCAAUCCUUCUCCGUGGCUUUGACCAAGAAAUGGCAGAGAAAGUGGGUUCCUACAUGGAGCAGCAUGGUGUGAGGUUCCUGUGGAAAUUCAUACCUGUGAUGGUUCAACAGUUGGAGAAAGGUUCACCUGGAAAGCUGAAAGUAUUGGCUAAAUCUACUGAAGGAACAGAAACAAUUGAAGAAGUCUAUAACACAGUUUUGUUAGCUAUUGGUCGUGACUCCUGUACAAGGAAAAUAGGCUUGGAGAAGAUUGGUGUCAAAAUUAAUGAGAAAAGUGGAAAAAUACCUGUAAAUGAUGUGGAACAGACCAAUGUGCCAUAUGUCUAUGCUGUUGGGGAUAUUUUGGAGGGUAAGCCAGAGCUCACUCCCGUCGCCGUACAGUCAGGCAAGCUGCUAGCUCGGAGACUCUUUGGGGCCUCUUUAGAAAAGUGUGAUUAUAUUAAUGUUCCAACUACGGUGUUUACUCCUCUGGAGUAUGGUUGCUGUGGAUUAUCUGAAGAGAAGGCUAUUGAAAUAUAUAAAAAAGAGAAUCUAGAAAUAUAUCAUACUUUGUUCUGGCCUCUUGAAUGGACAGUAGCUGGCAGAGAGAACAACACUUGUUACGCAAAGAUAAUCUGCAAUAAAUUUGACCAUGAUCGGGUGAUAGGGUUUCAUAUUCUUGGACCAAAUGCCGGUGAGGUUACCCAAGGAUUUGCAGCUGCAAUGAAAUGUGGACUCACUAAACAGCUACUUGAUGACACCAUUGGAAUUCACCCCACAUGUGGGGAGGUGUUCACGACUUUGGAAAUCACAAAAUCCUCGGGACUAGACAUCACUCAGAAAGGCUGCUGAGGCUAGGCCUGCUGCUGUUUAGUUUUCUUUGUCAUAUUCUCAUUUCUCUCAAAGACAAGAAUGUUCUCAGAUAAAAUGAGCCUGUGCUCAUGACAGCUGCUCUGUUACUCAGGGACUAGUACAGGGCUCUCUUAUGACACUGAGAUGAGAAAGUAGACAAGGAGACAGGACAGCAGCAGGCAUCUGCCUUGUGGUCUCGCUGACUGCGAGAAGCAGUGGUACUGCUUCCUUGACGCCUUAACUCGAAGCCCCGUUACGAGAUGUGGAGUGCCCA